AAUUGUUGAUAGUGGUAGUUGAAUCAAAAUACAAAUAUUUUCCAUAUAAAACAUAUAUUUAGCAUCAUAUCAUUUAUGAUGCUGUUGAUGAUGAUGAAAUUUCAUCAUCGAUCAAUUUUUCAUUGUUGUUUCAAUUAUUUAGCUUUUAGUAUACAAAAAAUCUGAUCAAAUGAAUCCAAAUCGAUUAAUUGGAUUAUUAAAAUCUCAGGAUGUUAGUGAAUUGUUCAUUUUGUCUACAACGACGGCAAUUGUUUUUGCAAACAAAAUAUUCUUAUCAAUUUGUCUGCAGAAAUAUUGCACAAGGCAGUAGUCCACCAGUCAAAAAAAGUCGAAUAGACGAGCCAUGUCAGAUAGAACAUAUCUUGUUUCGUCCAAAUAUUGGAUCCGUUGAGAAAGUCACCAAGCAAAUGUGGGUAUAUGCCAGUCAAGAUGGAAUGGUUUUACGUGAUGUUUCAUAUGUGCCCCAAUUAUAUAAAAUUUUUGAUGAAAUUCUUGUAAAUAUUGCUGAUGAUAAAAUUUGUGAUCAAAAAAUGACCAUUAUUAAAAUCGAAAUCAAUAUGGAAAGUGAUGAAAUAAUUUUUUUAACAAUGGCCGUGGAAGAACGUUUCUGAUCCCACAUCAAGAUAUAAAUGGUGCUGAAACAAUUGUUUUCACAACAAGGAUUUUUGGCAAUAUUUUAUCAUCAUUAAAUUGUAUUAAUAAUAACGCUACAAGUGUAUAUGAUUACACAAAUAGGAUCCCAUUAUUAGUGGUAAUUGAUGGUUCCAUUCAAAAUUCACAGCUAAAUUAAAUUUUGCUCGAUACACUAGUGGUGGAUUCAUCAAAUCAAGCACAAAUUUUUAUUUACAUCGUCCACGAAACACGACACUUGAUUUUGAUUUUCAACAUAACGGACAAAUAGCCAAUUGUCAUUGUUUCAAAAAUCAUUGGCGAGCUUAUUGGUCCACUAUUGAUCAAUGUCAUCGAAGACAGUGAAGCUCCU
Dermatophagoides farinae (American house dust mite) is the source of this 982-nucleotide messenger RNA. Its product is annotated as DNA topoisomerase 2-alpha. The record is from RefSeq and is a predicted model, not a curated record. Gene Ontology annotation, biological process: sister chromatid segregation; resolution of meiotic recombination intermediates. Gene Ontology annotation, cellular component: nucleus. Lineage: Eukaryota; Metazoa; Arthropoda; Arachnida; Sarcoptiformes; Pyroglyphidae.